AAACCUUUCUUUCUCUCUAUUAUAUACAUAUAAAUAGCUCAAGCUUUGAUAUCUACAAGAAGAUCGUCAACCACUUUAAAAGGUCUCCGGCGAACGAAGAAAAUGGAUCGUUACGCAAUCCUCCUUCUUAUUGCUCCCUUGAUCGUCGCAGUGGUUCACGCCCGUGUCACGGCGGAUGAUUUCAUCAGGUUGCCGUCGGACAAACUUGAUUCCGUUGCCGUGGAAGAUGACUCCCUUGGUAUACGAUGGGCUGUAUUGCUUGCUGGAUCUAAUGGCUACUGGAAUUACAGACAUCAGGCUGAUGUAUGUCAUGCAUACCAAAUCUUGAAAAAGGGUGGCAUUAAGGAUGAAAACAUUGUGGUUUUCAUGUAUGAUGACAUUGCAAAUAAUGAGGAGAACCCCAGGCCUGGAGUCAUUAUUAAUAGCCCAGAUGGCGAUGAUGUAUAUCAUGGAGUCCCAAAGGAUUACACUGGGGAAGAUGUGACUGUGGACAACUUCUUUGCUGUUCUGCUUGGAAAUAAAAGUGCAGUUAAAGGGGGAAGUGGAAAGGUUGUGAGCAGUGGCCCAAAUGAUCACAUCUUUGUAUAUUAUACGGAUCAUGGUGGUCCAGGUGUGCUCGGGAUGCCAACAAAUCCUUACAUGUAUGCUAAUGAUCUGAUUGAGGUCUUGAAGAAAAAACAUGCUUCUGGAACAUACAAAAGCAUGGUAUUUUAUCUUGAAGCAUGUGAAUCUGGAAGUAUAUUCGAGGGACUUCUCCCUGAGGGUUUAAAUAUAUAUGCAACGACAGCAUCUGGUCCAGAUGAGAACAGUUGGGGUACUUACUGCCCUGGAGAUUAUCCCAGUCCACCUCCAGAAUAUGAUACCUGUUUGGGUGAUUUGUACAGUGUUGCAUGGAUGGAGGACUGUGAUGUACACAACCUGCGAACAGAAACAAUCAGGCAGCAAUAUCAUCUGGUUAAAGAAAGAACCUCAAAUGGAAAUGGUUAUUACGGAUCCCAUGUAAUGCAGUACGGGGACUUGCAGCUUAGCAACGAUGAAGUGUACUUGUAUCUCGGGGCAAACCCCAAAAACCAAAACUUCACAUUUGUUGAUGGGAAACCAUCAAGAUCAAGAUCAUCAUCUUCUUCAAAAGCUGUCAACCAGCGUGAUGCCGAUCUCUUACAUUUCUGGCAUAAGUACCGCAAGGCUCCGGAAGGAUCUGUUAGAAAGAUGGAAUCCGCUAAACAGUUUGCAGAAGCAAUGUCUCACAGGAUGCACAUUGACAGCAGUAUAAAACUUGUGGGGAACCUUUUGUUUCCAAUGGAAUCCAAGCUGCUCCCACCUGCACCUGCAGGCCAACCUCUUGUCCAUGAUUGGGACUGUCUUAAAACAUUUGUGAGGAGUUUUGAGACACAUUGCGGGUCCCUGUCACAGUACGGCAUGAAACACAUGCGUUCCAUAGCUAACUUUUGCAAUGCGGGGAUCACAAAGGACCAGAUGAUGGAGGCGUCAUCACAAGCAUGCCCCACUUUUCCAUCCAAUUCUUGGAGUUCGCUAACCAAUGGCUUCAGCUCUUGAUAUUAGAUUUCGAUUUAACAAAAAUAGCUAUCAUUGUAUUAUUAUUGUAUUCAUGCUUUCAGUCUUUUAACUAUAACUAUAUACAUUCCGUCUACUUUGGUUUGGUGUGGUGUAAAUUGAAAAUAUUCAGUCCUUUGUACAUACAAUAUUGAAAGCUUGCAUGUUUGCCCUUGUGGCAACCAUCUAUAUAAGUCGGGUCGGGU
Messenger RNA from Lactuca virosa, 1760 nucleotides. NCBI's taxonomy places the organism in Eukaryota, Viridiplantae, Streptophyta, Magnoliopsida, Asterales, Asteraceae. The record is from the annotation of a GenBank genome assembly.